AUGGAUAUCAAAUUCAGUGCUAAUACUCUUAUACAUGACAAUAUGUCCAGCUUAUUAUUGGUACCAAAGUUUGCAGACUCUUUUCUAGGAACCGUCACACAAUCAUUCUACACCACAUAUCUCUGGCGUGUUAAAGUAUCAGUUUUGAAAUUUGUCCAAAUACUCGUCUUCUCCAACAUUUAUGAAUUAGAGAAAGGUAUUCGUCCUGCGAAGGUCUUGAGACUUCUCUACGACGCAAUCAUAGAUCACCAGAGUAGGGUUAUUCGAUUUGGUCUAGAUUUAUUCUUCCCAAAUCCCACUUUUCUUCUGAGAAUGGAGCCAAACCUGGAUAAAAGGUUUGAGCUUUUCAAACCACUUCGGAUGAUUUCAAUGAAUUCGCAGGUAGAAGUACGUAUGGAAGCAUCACGCGCCAUGCUCACUCUAAUCCUCUGUGAAUAUAUAAAAGUUGAUGACGAGCUUACGAAUUAUCUGAAUGAUCUGAUGAAGAACAAGAGCACUCCUUCACUGCAUGGCGCUAUAUUAGGAAUGGGUGCAGUCGUACGAGCCCAUCCAUUCUCGACACCACCCACCAUCAAACCCAUGUUGCGGGCAUUGUGUGGUGUGACCAGCCACAAUGCUGAGCUUCAGAAAACUGCAACGACUGCACUGCGUGAAUUCCGUCGUACUCAUCGAGAAAACUGGGAGAAGACAGCGAACUUCUGGGAUCGGACCUUGUGUACAAGAUCGAGAAUGCUAUUGCACCCCUUUACUAUGCUUGAAAUACUUAUUUUGAUAUGUUUUCGUGGUUUACCUAGCAUUCUCGAUCUCUUUUACUUCUCUAAACCAUGUGAAAUAUGA
Molecule: messenger RNA, 837 nt
Organism: Cooperia oncophora
Lineage: Eukaryota; Metazoa; Nematoda; Chromadorea; Rhabditida; Trichostrongylidae
Source: the annotation of a GenBank genome assembly